CGAAAAAAAUAAACGUUAGUACUAGUUAGUAGCAAUGGUCGCAGUCGCGAUACAAGGGGAGUGUUUUUACUAGUGAUUUUCAGGUCAGUAUAGUUGUAAUAUACCACGGUUUGACUAAAUCGUGUAUUAUUCUAACAAUACAUUAUGUGCGCAAAGUUCAAGAAUAGUGUAACGAUGAUUUGGUAACAAUGGACAGUGUGUAUUUAUUUCUAAAAGGAUUUUUUAGAAAUAAAGUGUCGACUUCCAAAAACGAAUUACUCAUUUGCAGACCUUAAUUAAGCCCCAUCAAAAUGAAUAGGGGCGCCCGCGUCGAACCGACGCCGCCAGAAUGUGCGCUGGCGGCCGAGAUGUUCGACCACUUCUGUUCGGCUGGCACCAUGAAACAGAUCCUGGCGUUACACCGGGAGAUCUGCAACACGCUCAACCUCAAGCCGAAUAGAUUGCCUGACUUCUAUCCCAAGCUUAAGGCCAAACUAGCGAGCUCGUGGAAGGCACAAGCGCUGUUCAAGAAGUUCGACGCCCGCGCCAAUCACAAAGUGUACGCAAAGGGCCGCUCGUGUGCAUCUAGCAAGGUGCUCAUUAUCGGCGCUGGACCUUGCGGGCUACGAGCUGCUAUAGAAUGCCAGCUGCUCGGGGCUAAAGUGGUUGUAAUCGAGAAACGAGACCGAAUGUCGCGCAACAAUGUUCUGCACUUGUGGCCAUUCGUGAUUCAGGACCUGAGAGCACUCGGAGCUAAGAAGUUCUUCGGAAAGUUCUGUGCCGGCUCCAUAGACCAUAUAAGCAUUAGACAGCUACAGUGUAUACUUAUGAAGGUGGCGUUACUAUUAGGCGUAGAGUUACACGAAGGAGUUAGUUUUGAAGAAUUAUUGGAGCCUACAGUGACCGAAAAUUCUGAAACUCUAGGCUGGCGAGCGCGGGUCCUCCCAUCAGACCAUGUAGUCUCCCAGUACGAGUUUGACGCACUCCUUGGAGCUGACGGCAAGAGGAACACUCUCCACGGCUUCAAGCGCAAGGAGUUCAGAGGGAAACUCGCCAUGGCCAUCACUGCUAACUUUAUCAACAGGCAUUCGGAACAGGAGGCCUCGGUGCCAGAGAUAAGCGGCGUUGCCUUCAUAUUCAACCAGAAGUUUUUCAAAGAGUUGUACGAGGUGACCGGCAUAGAUUUGGAGAAUAUAGUCUAUUAUAAAGACGACACACAUUAUUUUGUGAUGACUGCCAAGAAACACAGCUUGCUUGAUAAAGGCGUGCUGCUUAAUGACUUCAACGAAGUAUCCCGCUUGCUGAGCGUAGAGAACGUAGACCGCGGAGCACUGAUGCGCUACGCACAGGAAGCGGCUCGCUUCUCCACCGACGGCCGGCUGCCGCUGCGGGAUUUCGCGCUCAACCACUACGGGGAGCCCGAUGUCGCGUUGUUUGAUUUUACAUCUAUGUACGCUGCUGAGAAUGCUAGCAUGGUGUACGAACGUCACGGGCGUCGUCUUCUCUGCCAGCUAGUGGGAGACAGUCUACUGGAGCCCUUCUGGCCGACCGGCUCGGGCUGCGCUCGCGGCUUUCUGUCCGCGCUCGACGCCGCCUGGGCUGUCCGCGCGUGGGGGCAAAGCCCUGCGCCUCACCCGUUGGAGGUUAUAGCUGAGAGGGAGUCGAUAUACAGGCUUUUAGCUCAAACCACCCCGGAGAAUCUUCAUCGCGACUUCGGCGCGUACACCCUGGACCCGGGUACCAGAUACCCGAAUCUGAACCGCGCGGCUGUCACUCCUCACCGCGUGACGUCGUUCUAUGAUUCCGAUGAUCCGCUGCCUUUGGAUGCUGCUCCUACUGCUAGGAAGAGGCGCAGAGAAGCAGAAGUAUCAGACGAGGCCCUAGUAUCUUGGGUAGCUUGGUCCGAGCCGGGUAUCAGAGCGGCGUCCAGUCCCGCCGCUCUUACGGAACUACUUCGUCGAUACCGGCCCGACCUGCUGCCGUCCUCCACGUUACCAAGGGCUGUCUACCAUAUACUGCAGCAGGAGUUUGGCAUAGCCCCAUUCUCCUCCGGUGGUACUCUCCGAGACGUCCCGGACGCUAAGCUCCGAUCGUACUUGACGCGAGUAUACAACGCCUUUAAAGGCGAGGUGCCGCACGUUCACCAUGAAACCGACGUGUUCGAUCAGAUCAAACAAAGCAUGCAGAAAGAGAAACACGUACGCAACAUUGAACACCCUGUAUCUGUAUAUUCAAACGCGGCUGACGCCGACAAAUCACACUCGAGCUAUAGAAAGAAGCGGCGCUCGGUGCGUCCCCCACAAGUAAGUACCGAUCCCGCAGAGUACAUCCGCAAAAAGAUCGGCAAACUAGACCUUAACGACAUCACACAGCUUGCGCGUCUCAUCGACGGACACGACGCCAUCGCUGACACACACACAGACAAACAAAAAGACUUACAGGAACAAAUACUAGCUCUCUUAGACCCCGACGAAUCUCCAGACCCCAAGGUCGUACGACAGUCUUUAGCUAAUCUACUACAAGGCUCUUCAAGAACUUCGGUCCAAGAACCGCAGAAGUUGGCACAUUACUUCCAAGAAGAGAAGAAACCCAAGCCGGUGAAGCCGCCGCGAAGGUUGAAGGGCUUGGACGUGAACAGCAUCAGGGUCCCCGACUUCUCCGACAUCUUCGACGACUCAGCUGACACAGAUGCAACUGUCGUUAAAGUAGAACCUAAGAAGACAUUCAGCAGGUCUCCUUCUACGGAAAGUGCGAAGAAGACAAUCUUCACCCGGUCUUCGUCUAUUGACAGUGCUAAGAAGUUGACUCGGUCUUCAGAAAGUCCGGUGCCACAGAAAGGCAGACGACUUUCAGAUGUUAUAGACAGUCAAAGGAUUAGGAGCUCGCAGAGUCCUGAAGUAAAACUUCCACAUAAGAGAUCGAACUCGAUAGGAGCUUCUGAAGUGGCCAACACCAAGCGUAUUGCUCAGCUAUUCGAGGGUCACAAACGUCGGCACACCCCGAGUCCUGACUCCAGAACUGCGCGCUCAGGAUCCAUCACUAACCCAGAAAUGUCGUUACGUUUGCAACGGAUGACGGAAAUCAUUGAAGGCAAGCGCCGAGACACGCCCAGUCCGGACCGCUCGAAGAUAGAAUCUAUUGGUAACCCGGAGAUGGCUGUCCGUCGCCAAAAGGUCGUUGAACUCAUAAAGCAAGGCCAAGGCUUAGGUGCAAGCAAACUGCCUCUUCCCGAAGCUCCUCAGCGCAGGAACAGCGAGGAAAUGACGUUUAGGAUGCAACGGGCGUCUGACAUGAUGCAGAAGCGGGCUGCCGAGUCCAAGCGGCCUAAAACGGGGCGGCGCAAAGCUGCGAGGGAGAUUAUGAAGCAGAGAUUUGAGAAGAGUCUUCAGAUGUUGGCUGCGGAGCCUCGUUUGGACUUUGCGCCGUCAGCUGACCUGGAGAAUGACUAUGGGCUGCAACAGUACCGCGCCAGUGCGCCGGACUUCGACGAGAGAGUGAAGAAGUUGGAGAAGAAGCUGCAGCACUAUGAGGAGGGCCGAAUCGUCGGCGGAGGUGGCCGAACGGCCGGCGGAGGCGCCCGAGUGGCUCGCCUAGCUGCCGAGCUCAGUGGAACAACAUCCAACUCCCCUACACCCCGUCCGUCUUCCAAGCCGAAAGACCUCAUGAGAUCGGUGGGGAAAAUAGAGAGAGAUGACUGGAAUAUGAAGGAGAUUGAACGGAAGAUUAUGGAGAAUAGACUGGGAAGGCCGGAGCCUAAGACUGCUGAGAGAGUGCCGAAGUGGGAUAGAGAACAGUUUCUGGGUCGUCAACGUAAACUGAAGGAAGGCGAGGGUAACGAGGAGAAAUGGGUGGAGAUCGACGAGACCCUGCACAAGCUCGACCAGAAGUUAAAGGACUCUGGCAGACCUGAUCAGGGAACGAAAAAGGUAGCGAACUUAGCGACGAAAUUCGUGAAGAAAGAACCCGAAGCCGAACAAUCGAAGACACCGCCCAAGGAAACGCACAAGGAAGAUGCCAAGAAGAGCUGGCGUGGCCCCGCAUUCACGGGCAUGCAGUGUGCUGCUUGCGGCACUCGCGUGUUCGCGGCGGAGGGCGUCACGGCAGACGGACUGCAUCUACACCGUGCCUGCUUCCGCUGUGCGGUCUGCAAGACUGUGCUGCGCCCUGGCAACUACACAAUGGAGCGCUACGGCAGCCGCCUCGUCUGCCUCCGUCACUCCGGCGUCAGUGUACCGGACGCCGUGGCCGCCGUCACAGCACUGACCAACGCUCGCAGCCAGCCGCCCCCCACUCCCGAGCGCAUCAGCCUCGAGCUGUCCGACAGCGGCGCCAGAGAGAUCGACGAGGACGAGUGGACCGACAGGAACUUCCUCGCGUCCGAGACCUCCGGCGCCGGCGGCCUCAGUGACGAAGAAGAAUCGAGUUCUGACGAGUACACGGACGCGGGUGACAGCGACAACGGCGCGGCCUUGUCCCCCGAGCCGCCGGUCGCGGCGCCGCGUCCGACUCACUCCGAGCUGUACUUCUCCGACGAUUCCUUCGGAUACGACGACUAUUCUGAUGAUGGCGCAGAAUCCUCCGGCAACGAGUCGUGCUCCCGCAUGCGGGCGGCCCGCGAGGCCCGCAGACGCGAGGUCCCUGCCGACGCGAGGCCUCCGACCGACAGCAGCGAGGUGGAAUCUGAUGACGAGAGCGACUCCAGCGACGAAGAGGUCUCAUCGGCCACCGAAGUGUCCACCGACAGCGAAUUCGCGCGCGAAGAAUGCGCCCCAGCACCUUCGCCCCCCGCCAUACUCGUCACCGAAGCACCCGCCCCACCCGCGCCCCACGAAUACCCCCUCAGCAGGACUCGUUCUGCCGGGGGGAUAGCCACCAAACGUGCUCUAGAACUCAAACGACGCUACUUACUUGGAGAGCCAUCACCCCCCGCAGUCAGGAAGUCUGACUCCACAUCACAAAUAGACACAAAAUUCGAAGCUUUUAGGUCAACUAUUACAGAGUUUCAGAAGAUGUUGCAUCCCGCACCCGUGCCUGUGGUACAGCCGCAACCACAAAAACCUAUCGUUACCUUCCAAUUAGCCACCGAGGACAAGAAAACUCAACCAAUGCCAGAUAUCAUUAAAAACCUCGUAGUUGAUGCGCCAGUUGACUUGCUCACUAAAGUCGAUACUCCGCUAAUCAAAGACUGGAAACAGGAACCUUCAAAGGACGAAAAGGAACCGGAUUUAGAAUCGGACUCUUUGUCAGAAGAUGAUUCGUCACAUACUGAGACUGCUCCCAACCAAUCGGUGCCUCGCGUCGAAGUACACGAUGAGGGAGGAGAACUGAUACAGUUGGACAGCCUCAUGUUAAUCAACAGUACUGAAGACGAAAAGGCGUCUGGUACUACCACAGGAACAACUAUUGUCGCAGCUGUGGAGUCCGAGUCUUCAGAAUCCGGUCGUGACGCCACUACUCUGGCGCUCACAGAGACUGAGCUCUCAGACUGGGCGGCAGAAAGCGCCGUUUUAGACGACUGCGGCUUCGACGACAAAGACGAUCGCAAAAGAAGCAAGAAUCCCAGAACAUUAAGUGGCCCUAAACUCAUACAUGAUGCUAAGAACAUUGCAGUUGCUUCCCAUGUCUGUGGCAGAACAAGUCCAGUUGAAGCCAUAGUUUACUCUAACGCAUUAGAACAUUUCGAAUUCGCUGACGAAGGAGAUCAAGACCCGUCUCUAGAAAGCCCAGUUACGCCCAGAAAUGAGGGCUACAUGGAACUAGUGGAUAAUGACUACGAUCCUUAUUCACCCGGGAAUGAUCGAUCAAUGAAUUUCAUCGAAAGAAGUUUCUCUGAAACAGUGUUCAAACCAGCCAGCCAAGAAAAUAGUUACAGAGAGAAUUUAUGUCCAAUCGAUUUAGAUGAUAUUGAGGACAUAGAUGCGGAUACAGAACCUUUGGAUUUGAAGUCGCCUCAACUGUUGAAGUCGAUAGGUAAUGACAACACCAGUGAGAAGUCUACGAGUGAAAGUUUGCAUAAGAGCGAGAGUUUGCACAAGUCAGAGAGCAUUAUGAAGACUGAUACCACCAGCAUACAGAGAAGCGACAGUCUGCACAAGAGUGACAGCAUUAAAGUCGAAGAAAUAGUAAGCGCCGAACCGAGGAUAGAAAAUAAAAUAGAAACGUUAAGCUUAUCAGAAAUUUCGCCGCCGUUAGAGAAAGAUAAAGUUGAAACUGAGAAUUCUGAAGUUUCGCCGCCCCUUGUACCUGAUACUCCUAAGUUAGUGCAUCCUGCUAUCCCCUUCACGGGCCCCGCUACGAUAAGGUUGUAUUCUCCGGCGAUCUGUCGUUCAGCCAGCGUGACAUUCAACAGAUCGACGUCACGAAGUACCGACUCGCCCACGCGAAGUUUCGACCUCUCGAUCUCAAUCAACCUUAGUUCGGGUUCCCUUUCGCCCGUGAGUCCCGUCCCUUCGCGGGAUACCACAGAAAAAGUACAAGAGAUUAAACGCGAGAGAGAAGAACAGACAGAUAUUGUAAGGAGAUUGGUGUUGGAACGGCUGGGCAGUGCGAAGGCUGGUCGUAAAUCCGUGAAGCGGUCGAGGGCGUCGCCCGCUGCGGUGCCGCCCCCCGUCCCUCCUCCCCCGACGCUGCCGGAGCCGCCUCCUCCUCCACCCCGCCCCGCGCCUCCCCUCAUGCUGCCAGUGACCCCUUCGUUCUCGGACCCUGAGCUAGCUCGGGAAAGGCGAAGGAAGAGUAUAAUGAAAAGUAUUUCCAACUACUUGAACCGACGGCUGGGACCGCGACACAAGUCGUUCUCCGAUCCAGAUCUGCAGUGGCACGAGCCUCAAACAAUGUCCAACGCUCACAAGUCGACGGGAGCUCUGCAAGAGGCGCCGGCGCCUCCGCCCCCGCCCGUGCCACCGCCGCCGGCCAGCUACUGCCCCCCUCGCCCUCCAGCCGAACAUCGGUCGAUGCAUCGAGUGCCAGGUCCGAGUUCUGGCGCCGCUGAUGUGGACGAACGCGACGCAAUGCAGCUCUGGUUCGAAGCGAGGUGGGCAAGGCUUGUUGCCCAGCGACGGGCAAGGGAAGAACACCGUGACGAACCAACUGCACGACGCUUGGCGAGGCUCGAGCGGCGAUUGACGCGCCCUCUAUCUGCCGAGCAGCAGGCGGCGACGGUGGCUGAGCUAGUGCAAGUGUCAGCGCAGAGAGACGCGCACCAAGCGCUCAUGGCCGCUGACAGGAGGCGAAGUGCGGGCGGCAGCGUCGGCGACUAAACACCGGGCCGUUUCCGAACCGUAACCGGUCUCUCCGCGUGCUCUCGUCAUACCACUGGAUACAAAACACAAGAUUACUAACAAAAGCCCAUCAAAAACAUGUCACAAGCUAAUGAAAAUCAGUAGAUAUUUAGUUGAAACUAUACGCGACAAAUCAAAUGCAUCCGAAUUCGGUUCAAAUAUUGCUUAAUGUAAACACAGUUUGACUUGACUUAAAAUCUCUAAUCUUGAUUUCAAUAUCCAAUCGAAAAACUAUGGAUGGAUCAGUUAUUGUAAUUCUUAAAAAGUGAACAACAGUUACCUUCUGUUUUGUAUCCAGUAUACAGUGCUACGAUCAUUUGCAUAAGUAUUCACGAAAUCUUAUUUCAAUACAAAAACCGUUAAUUGUAAUAAAAUACAAGAUUAUUUUUCUAUCUACUUACGACAAAUGAUGUAGCACCAAACCUUUAGUUGAUUUUCUACUUUAUUUCUAUAAGAACAAAACAUGUUGUGACUGGACAUUGCUGCUAAUUUUUAGGCAAAAAUAAUCACGUUUAUUAUAGUUAAAAGUACCUACAUGCUGUAGCUUAGGUUUUUUUUGUAUCGUCGGCAAAUUGGCGCGGUUGCUGACUUGUCAAUAUAUUCUGUGCUGGUUUAUUCAAUGGCAAACGUUUUAAAGUUCAUAUAUGACGGAACAUGUCGCAUAUUAUCGGUGAUACGUAAAUAUAGGAUAAAAUAUUCAAUCAUUCACACCUAACCGAUGAUGCGCUAGUGCAUCGAUCAUACAUUUACGAUACGCUCGAUGCAUUUUCCGUCAAUCAAUAAUCGUGUAUUGUAUUCUUUUUCUUUAUUUUUCUCUACUUUAGGAGAAAACUUUUCAAAGAAAGAUUUACUAUGCAAUAUCUUUUAAAAGAACUUUUAAUAAAUCAGCACAGUAUAUUCCCUGCGUAUAUUUGACACAUGUAUUCAGAGCUUUAUUUUUAAUUUUAGUAAGGUCAGGUACCUUAGGGUCGGUGGCAGACCACGUCACAAAAUUACAUGUACAACUUUAUUUUUCACUUUUCCAAGAAAAAAUUACAUAAUUUUUCGAUUAUAUUAAUCAUAUUUUUGAUGAAAUGAAAAAUAAAUCGUGUAUAAAUGGCCCGUAGGGGGUGAAAACAGUGUGCUAGAUAUGCCAAAUGUGUUAGGUACAUGGAAAUAUUUUUUUAUUGUAUAGUUAUUAAUUAAUAAGUACCCUUAGGCUUAGAUUAUAAAAGCAUUUGUAAACGCUGUUUAAUUUUUCUAACCUUACUUUUUGUAAAUAUUUUCGAUUAAGUUUAUUUGAAUUCGUCCGCCGAGAAGGCAGAAAAAGGCUUCUAUUUUGUAGUUUAAAUCUCAUUUAUAUAUAAUUUACUCUUUAAACACCGUAAUGAAUGAAUGUUUUUGAUUAAACAUGCGUUUAUGAAUGUAAUGUAAUUAAACACUUUAGAGUAUGCUAUCACGCUUGCUGUCUGAUUGGCGUCGUGUUAGCUUUACGUUUCUGAACGGUAUCAUGCUCCUGCGCAUUCAAUCGAUUUGUGAACGAUUAGAGGUGGAACCUUUCUCGUAUUUUAGUGAAAUAUAAUUUAUACAUCGAUGGGAAGUUUAGUAUGCAGAAACGAAUAUUUCAAAUGCAUUGACCAGCCCUUGUUUAAAAUGUCUAUUAUUACUUGAAAUUUGCUAAGGAGAUAUGUCCUUAGUGCGUGAAAUAAUUCCUUUACAACGCAGUUAUUUACGCUACAAAAGUAUAUUAAAAAAAAAAAAAAACUACCUCUAAUCUUACACGUCGAUAAAAUAUUUCGACAUAUACGUCCUGUCAUGCAAUGCUAAGCAAUAGGUUAUUUACUGCAAUAAUAUACCGCUCUUAACAUAACGUUUAUAAGGUUCAAAUUCUUUUGAUCAUUCAUAUAUUUACUAUAAGGCUAAGCGUUGCAGCUAUUGUUAUUAAGCUAUGGCAAAUUUAAAAGAAAAAAGUUUUGAAAUGCUAUUUUGCUACUUCAGAAGUUUGCUAGUCUGAAGUUGGCUACACAUUACAGGUCUCACAAUAUUCAAUGGCGGUCUGCAACUAACUUCAUUAAAGUUACCCAAAGUAGUAAAAUGGUCACCUUUACUAAUAUAUAGCGAGUAUAUAUUUUUAUAUAUCUUUGGCCAGAGUGUGAAUGCAUGAGUAUUGAAUGAGUCAAUUUGAGCAAUAUAAAAAUUAUAUAAUGAUAAUUUAUAAUAUUUGCUACUAAUCCUGUGAAUUGUAGCGGUGCCCGUUAAUGGUGCUGCUUUAUUCAUGCCUCAUUAACCAUCUCUCUAGCCUUUUCUCAACUGUACAAAAGUUAGCUUCCAAAAUAUGUAUGUAGUAUAUAAAAAUAUGCCGCCAUUAAGAUCAUAAUAUUUUUUUAUAUAUGCGUUUUAUCGGGCUGUGCUUUUUAUUGCAAUGUUAAAGCCAAAAACAAAUAAUGAUUGGUCCCAUGUAGAACACACUAUCAAUAUCACCAAAACUAGGGAAGAUUCGUGAUUAGUCCUAACAAUAUCAUGCGAUUUUCAACUCUGUUGGCUAGAGUUUAAAGUUCACUAUCAUUUUACUAGUUUAACACAGCCUGUAUAAUCGCAGUUAGUCUUCCAUGGAAAAAUAAUGAAAUUAAUAUCUAAUUUAUUUAGAAAAAAGUCCUGUUUAUGAGAGUUUGGCCGAUACCUGGCGAUAUACAUACAUAUACGUAUAUAUUUAUUUACAAUAAAUGCUUCGCUAAAAUAUAUAAAUAAAAAUAACAGUUCUUUGUAAUUUUACAGUCGCGCGGUACCACUUCAUAAUAAAUUGUGUCGAAACAAAAAAAAAAAUAAGAAAAUAUUUAAUUAAGAAUCGAAAAUUAGUGGAUAUACAUAUUUGAAGUUGCUAGAAUUGUUGGUCUAUUUUUAUACGAUAUGAAGGUUAUUGUUGGCUAAGGGUGAGUUGUACCAUUUAACUAUAACGAUAACCGAACCAUAACAUGCCGUGGUCGAUUAGAAUUAGUUCAGUCAUAAUUAUAGUUCACUGGUACAAUUCACCAUAAGAUUUCUGCAUUACUAUGAUAUGUACAACACACGUAACUGAAGCAAUAUUUAAUAAAUACAUAGCUGUUUUCACAAAAUACAUAUAGUAGCGAAGAUUUUACUUGUAAUGCUUAUUAAAUAUUUUAUUGUUAGUCAGUCAAUUAAGAAAUACGACGUCAAGAAACUAUAGUUCAAAGGUAGAUAGUUUGUGCAGGCUUGUAAAAUUAGUUCGUAGGAGCAGACCGCCUUAUCGGGGUAAAUUAAUGUGUUACUACAUGUUUUAGUCGUCAAAAAUCGUAUGCCUGUCUAUUGCACAUUGAAACCAAAAAUUCUGAACAUAUUGUGUAUUUUAUAGUGAAUUGAAUUGUUUCCUACAAAAGCAAUAAUUUACUUGAUAAUAUUCCCACACGUAUAAUAGUAACAUGUUUAAUGAAAUUAAGUAAUAGUGACUCAAGCAAUAAUAUAUAAGACAACCUCUUCAAUUUUAUGUGGAGAAAUCGCGCGACUGACCUCGCUUGACUAAACAAAACAUCAGAUUAUUCAACUCAUAUCUUAUACUUAGUAUUUAUAAGCUAGCUCUUUAUUGGUGCGAUUUAAGUUUAUGCAUGUAGAUUUUUUGUUAUUUAUUAUUUGGCAUAGUUAUUAUUAUUUUAUAGUAUUUUUCCUUUUUCGAUGUUUAUUUCUUGAGAUAUCUGGCGUUAUUCGGUAACGUCUCGAUAUAGGGCCCGAAGUUGUAUUAGUAUAUUUUUUUCUUAUGUUGAAAUCAUGAAAAUCUAUAGCGAAAGUUAGUUUGGGUAAAUCACCGUUUUUGUAAUUAUAUUAAUCAUACCUUUUAUUGGGUAUACGAACAAAUAUUCUUUUCAGCUAUUAUUAUUAGUACAACUUUAACUAGUUUAUUAUAGUUCCAAUUUAUUUGUAUUUAGAUAAUAUUUAUAUCCAUCCAAAAGGCUUAUUUUUUAAUUAUUAUUUUCGUUGAAACAAUUUUGUUUCAAAAUCUAAACAUUUAUUUGUUUAAAAAUGUUUUUUUCUACAUAAUAUUUGGUGGAAGGACUAUUUUGUAGAAUCAAAAUUAUAUCAUGGUUUAGAAACAUUGUAUGAUCGAUAAUAACUAUAAGUGAUCGUAGUUAGAUCAAAUCUGUGACAGUAUCAUUAAAACACUGUAUUAAAUGCCUCGACUGUUAAGUAAGGUACAUAUAUGACGGAACAUGCAUCGCGUAUUGUCGGUCUAACGUAAACAUACGAUAAAACAUUCAAUCAUUCACACCAUCGAUGAUGCGUUACUGCGUCGAUCAUACAUUUACUAUACACUCGACGCAUUUUCCGUCAGUUAUGAACUUUCCCUUAAUUCAAUGUUUUGAGAACUAAUAGGUUUCUUAUUCACGGUGGCCUACACAUGGAGCUUAUACACAAGCUUAUAGCUGAGAUGGUCUAAUAUUUUUUUAACUUCGAUGUAGAAUUUUGAUACACUUUUACAAUAUGAGAGUAAAUCACUAAUGUUUUUUUUUUACCAUCUUUUAAAUGGGAAAUUUGAAUGUUCUGUGCUUUUAACUCUCUCUGUGCUAUUGUCUUCUCAUUGACUAUUAUUACCGCUAAAUAAACUUUUGUGCAAAAAAUCGUACACCAUAGAGUGAAAACUACGAGGUGCCUGUAUUUUUCCUAAUAGUCACAGGUAUUAAAGAAAUCAUUUUGUUAAUGUCCACAAUCAGACAAAUGACACAGAAAUUCUGACUCGUUUUUAGAGUUUAACAGAGACAAAAUGUUUUAAAUAAUUUAGUGGUAAAUAUAUUCAGUGGGCGGUGAUGUGCUUUACUUGUAUCUAGCAAACCGGCAAUACGAUGUAAUCACAAUUUAGAUAUAUUCUCUUGUAAACAAUUGUAAAGCUACCUACCAACGUUCGUAAAAAUGUCACUCACACACGCAUGUGCAUCGACGAGCUUUCACCGGCGCUAGCGGUCCUGUCAGUACUGAGUGUCGUGCAUGGAGCACAUGCGUGUGUGAUUGACAUUGUUACGAACUUUAGCACAUAGCUGCACAACUGUUUACAAGAGACUAUAUCUAAACUGUGAUAUUAUUUGAAAUCGUGGAUUCUAGAUCAAUGGCGUAUAUCGUAUACUUCGUUUUCGAAUGUAGGAUGUCCUCGUUACAUCAUAUUGUAUAUUUCGCUGUGUUCACAAUAUUUUAAGCUUUAAUUUUUAAUUGUGUUAUGGCUCACGCACUCGCAAUGUACCUAGAAAUGUUUAAAUUACUCAAAUUCGGAAUUUGCUGUGGUCUUUUGUAAGAAUAAUAUAUUUUUCUUUUAAAUUAUAUGGCUUCAAGUAUGCAAUAUUUUAGUCUGAUGCAAGUACCCAUUUCUGUUUUUUGACACUGCGUUUGAAAUCGUUUUAGUGUUUUCAGAUAGACAGUGAUCCUUUUUUGACCUGCUAAUGACCACAGCAUUCCGAAAACUUAUUUAAUGUAAGAUAUGAAUUCUGUAUUCUCUGUAAAAAAGCAAAAAAAUGCACGUCUUUUGUUGCAAUCCUAAAUUUUUGAAAUCCAAGCAAAAAAUUACCAUCGCAGUUAUUGUAUGGCAAUUUAAAAAAGAAAAAUAUAUUUUAAUAGCAAUAGCAGAUGCCUUGAAAUACAUAGUUGUAGUUUAACACCAAUUUAGAACAUAUUCCUCUAAUAUUGUUAUUUACAUAGAUAUUUGAAGUUGAGAUUAUAUCCAAUGCAAGGAAUAAACACAAAGCAAUGUACCUCCUUUUGUAUGCGUAGUUGAUUUGACAAACUAAUAAAAAAGUAAUAUAUAA
Molecule: messenger RNA, 13036 nt
Organism: Helicoverpa zea (corn earworm)
Lineage: Eukaryota; Metazoa; Arthropoda; Insecta; Lepidoptera; Noctuidae
Gene: Mical
Product: F-actin-monooxygenase Mical
Exons: 27
Coding region: 291-7235 (2314 amino acids)
Source: RefSeq, a predicted model, not a curated record